Pichia membranifaciens NRRL Y-2026 is the source of this 327-nucleotide messenger RNA. RefSeq lists its product as hypothetical. The record is from RefSeq and is a predicted model, not a curated record. The transcript has a single exon. Gene Ontology annotation, cellular component: ribosome; cytosolic large ribosomal subunit. Gene Ontology annotation, biological process: cytoplasmic translational elongation. Gene Ontology annotation, molecular function: structural constituent of ribosome. The coding region runs from base 1 to 327 and encodes 108 amino acids. Lineage: Eukaryota; Fungi; Ascomycota; Pichiomycetes; Pichiales; Pichiaceae.
AUGAAGUACUUAGCUGCAUAUCUUUUGUUACAACAAGGCGGUAACGCAUCUCCUUCCGCUGCUGACAUCAAGACUCUUUUGGAGUCUGUCGGUUCCGAGGUCGACCAAAGCAACAUUGACCUGUUGCUUUCCUCUUUGGAAGGCAAGUCCGUCAACGACUUGAUUGCUGAAGGUGCCACCAAGUUAGCUUCCAUCUCCACCGGUGGUGCUGCUGCUGCUUCUUCAGGUGCUGCUGCUGGCGGUGCUGCUACCGAAGCUGCUGCUGAAGAAGAAGAAGAAGCUAAGGAGGAAUCCGAUGACGAUAUGGGUUUCGGUUUGUUCGAUUAG